CGAGAUCCAAGAUGGCGCCCCCGUGCUGUCAGACUGUUAAAGUAACUAACUAAACUUUUCGGACAUAAAACAUUUUUGUCCGGAAACGUUUAAGAAGAAAACCUUUUUGUUUCUUUUCUAUAUCACUUCAUCUACAGUUUCCCCUUUUUACCCCCAAACUGGACCACAAACCAAAAGAUCCGGAGCGAAACAUCCACCAGUGUUUUCACAGAAUCUGCAUCAUGAUCACGGACGACACAGCCGACACGGAAACAGAUAAAGCCAGCUCCGGACCGGGUUCACCCUCCAGCUCAGUGUUUCCUCGAGGAGUCCGGCAGCUGUUGGUGAUUAAAGAAGAGUUUUCUUCUGAGUGGAGCCCCAACCUGCACCAGGAAGACCGAGGGUAUAUACACAUAAAAGAGGAACAGGAGGAACUCUGGACCAGUCAGGAGGGACAGCAGCUUAAUGAGCUGGAGGGAGCUGAUAGUACCAGGUUAACAUUCACUGCUGUCAUUGUGAAGAGUGAAGAUGAUGAAGAGAACCCUCAGACAUCGCUACUUCAUCAGAGCCAAACUGAGGACAUCCGACAGGCAGAGCCUCCAGCCAGCAGCUCAGCGACUCAGAUUAAGACAGAAAUCGAUGGAGAGGACUAUGGAAGAUCUGAACCUGCCAGGAACCAAGAUGCAGGUAGUCAUCCUCAACAAAAUGCUAAUGACGAGGCAGAGACUGAAGUCAGAUAUGGUUGGCAAGAACCUUUGUCCAAUUCUGGACCUGAAACUGAAGACAGUGAUAGUGAUUGGAAAAGGAAUAGGGCACCUGAUUCAGGUGUAAAUGCUCUGAAAUAUAAGGAUGCCCCUGUAAGUGAUGUGGGAUGUAACGCUGAAAAAAAGUCUGUCAGCUGCUUUAUGUUUGGUAAAGGAUUUCACUACAAGAGUUCUCUUCAGAGACACAUAAUGUGUGAUUUUGGGAAAGGGUCCUCCAGCUGUUUGGAUAUAAAUAAAUGUGUUGGAGUGAAAGAAAAGACAGAUUCAAAGAUCAGAGUCCAAACAGGAGAGAAACUAUUUGGCUGUGUUGAUUGUGGAACAAGAUUUAGCCUGAAGAAAAAUCUUGAGAGACACAUGAGAGUCCACACAGGAGAGAAACCAUUUGGUUGUGAUGUUUGUGGGAAAAGGUGUACACAACAGGGAGAUCUUAAGACACAUAUGAGGAUCCACACAGGAGAGAAACCAUUUGGUUGUGAUGUUUGUGGGAAAAGAUUUACACAACAGGGAGAUCUUAAGGCACAUGUUAGAGUCCACACAGGAGAGAAACUAGUUGGUUGUGAUGUUUGUGGUAAAAGAUUUACAGAGCAGGGAAGUCUGAGGAGACACGUCAGAAUCCACACAGGAGAUAAACCGUUUGGCUGCUCCGUUUGUGGUAAAAGAUUUAAUCAGCAGACGCAUUUUAAGACACACAUGAGAAUUCACACAGGAGAGAAACCAUUUAGUUGUGAUGUUUGUGGUACAAGAUUUGUAGAACAAAGUAGUUUGAAGAAACACAUUCGAGUCCACACUGGAGAGAAACCAUUUGGCUGUGAUGUUUGUGGGAAAAGGUUUACACAACAGGGAAAUGUGAAGAAACACAUGAAGGUUCACAUAGUUUGAGAUAAUCAAAGUUUCUCCUCCACCAAAUGGCUCUGUAAAGGCUGUGAAUGUUCCAUUGACAACACCUAGACACCCUAUCACAGCAGGGGACAGAUACUCAGGUGUGACCAGUUGUAAACCUACUUGGAAUUCCAUGCAAAAGAGUGAAAGAUUCUGCAAAUCCGAUUGAAAGGAAAAUAUUAGACCUUACUGCCUAACUCAUGGAACUGAAAAACUGAACUGCAGUCUAAGUGUGUCUAAAAAGAGAACUUCACAGGAAUUUUGAGAGGCCCUUUUAUACAUGCACUUCCAUUUCCCCGUUCUGAGGAAUUCACGAACGUUCCCUCUUCCCAAACAAAGAGCUCUUUUUCAAGAACUUGACUGCUACAGUGUUACUUUUCUUAUUGUAAGAAUGUGUAUAUGUGAUAUUCUCUACUAUGUAAGAAGUUUGCUAUCAUUCAAAAGACAAAAGCUCAAAGUUGAUCUAGGUUGAAAUUCUAAAGUAAUUCUUUACAAACUGCUACAGGUAAUUCUGCACUGGUUGGUUUUAUUUCUGAAUUUCCUUCUCAACUUUGUAUGGAAAAGGCUGUCACUGUAAAUGUGUUGCCAGUGAUAAGAACCCAUCCUGUCAUCAUUGGGAAUCUAAAUUUCAUGCCAUGUCCUCUGCACUUAACCCACGCACAGAAUUAUCUGCAACACAUCUCUUUAGCUUUCUGAGCCAACUCACGGGCCACCCAAGUAAAAAUACAUUCCUUUGUUUACUAACUGGGUCAGUUUGGAAAUGACAGUUGGAUUCUUAUCAAAAACGCUAUUCUAAAUGUACCAACAAUGUCACCAGCUGCUAUAGUGAUGGCCAUUUCCAACCAUAUUCAUUCUUUCAUUCAUUCCAUUCAUUCAUUUGUAUGCCUCUGCUGGUGUACGGGCCAGUACCGUGAACGUGAUAUCUCGAGAAUGCAUUGAGGGAUUUUCUUCAAACUUUGCACAAAUGUCCACUGUGACUCGAGGAUGCCCUGAUUAGAUUUUUGAGGUCAAAGGUAACUGAAACGUCACAACUUGUGAAUGUGAUAUCUCAAGAUCGCUAUGAGAAAAAUUUAGUCAAAUUUAGCACAAACCUACACUUGGACCUCAAGCAUGAACUGAUCAGAUAUGGAGGUCAAAUGUGCAACCUGACAUAUUGUGAAGUCAAAGGGUUUUUGUACCAAAUUGUAGCUUCUUAGGAGCUGUACCUUCUUUAUAAUGAAGGCAUAUUACCGCCAAGUGGUAGUUCUAUUUAUCUAUUGCAUUUUUGAGAGUCCUGAAGUUUAUAAUUAAUAAUUUGUUUGCUGUCUUGUCAUUGUAUUUGUUUGUGCUGAAGAGUUGUCCUUUGUCAGCAGUUUAGUAGGCCUAAUAAAUAAGACAUACACAC
This is a messenger RNA of Acanthopagrus latus (yellowfin seabream), 3006 nucleotides long. Its product is annotated as zinc finger protein OZF-like. The transcript is spliced from 2 exons. NCBI's taxonomy places the organism in Eukaryota, Metazoa, Chordata, Actinopteri, Spariformes, Sparidae. The record is from RefSeq and is a predicted model, not a curated record. Bases 222 to 1622 code for a protein of 466 amino acids.